AACCUCCUCGAAUAUUCGAGAUAGAGAGAAAUGACAAAGGGUUUCGUAAGGAAAACCCCCGCGAGAGGUACAGCAAUCAGCGAAGUGGCGGCAGGAAUGAUGAUCAACGCCAGAGACAAAACGCCUUCAUCUCGGGGCGGUUACAAUAGAGGGAAAGAAUUGGUGAACUUGGAUGACCUGAGGUCUGGGGCUAUUCACCAAGAGUAAUGGUGCCAGACUCUGAUGAUCAUUCACCAGUUGAAGAGUAUGUGGAAAACAGAGGCUCAGAUUCAAGCUCAUCGGAUGAGGAAGUGAAAAGGAAGAGCAAAAAGUCAAAGAAGUUCAAGAAGAAGAAGACUAUGAAGAACCGCAAGCAGUCAGCGAGCGACUCCAGCAGAGACGGGUCAGAGGAGGAGGACACCAACGGGGAUCUGUGGGUGGAGAGGACCUGCAUUGACAAACACAUGGUGGGCCCAGAGGCCCCACUCACCCACCUGUCCCAGGACGAUAAGCCUCUCGAGUCAUGCCCUGCUGCCAGGUGAGGGUGCCGCUAUGGCAGAAUAUGUGAAAGCAAGCAAGCGUAUCCCAAGAAGAGGUGAAAUCGGGUUGACUAGUGACGAAAUCGCAACCUUUGAGAUGUCUGGCUUCGUGAUGAGUGGUAGCAGACAUCGUCGUAUGGAGGCUGUGCGUCUGAGAAAGGAAAACCAGAUCGACAGUGUGGAUGAAAAGAGAGCCUUGGCAUCAUUCAACCAGGAGGAAAGAGGGAGAGCAAAAUCCUCUCCAGCUUCAGAGAAAUGGUGUACAGGAAAACUAAAGGCAAAGAGGACAAAUUAGCCUUUUUGCUUCAGAUAACUUUUUCUCCCAGCAUUAUCUUUCGUUGUGUUUUUUUUCUCAUCGUUUCGUGAUUUGAGAAUGUUUUUAUUUCCUCUUUGUAUUGGGAAUUAGGCUUAUAUUACUUAUAUUUUAAAACCUCUCUGACACAGUG
Messenger RNA from Oncorhynchus tshawytscha (Chinook salmon), 964 nucleotides. Its product is annotated as NF-kappa-B-activating protein. The record is from RefSeq and is a predicted model, not a curated record. NCBI's taxonomy places the organism in Eukaryota, Metazoa, Chordata, Actinopteri, Salmoniformes, Salmonidae. Bases 207 to 521 code for a protein of 104 amino acids. The transcript is spliced from 7 exons.